Molecule: messenger RNA, 1791 nt
Organism: Trichechus manatus latirostris (Florida manatee)
Lineage: Eukaryota; Metazoa; Chordata; Mammalia; Sirenia; Trichechidae
Gene: CUNH1orf116
Product: chromosome unknown C1orf116 homolog
Exons: 3
Coding region: 1-1791 (596 amino acids)
Cellular component (GO): cytoplasm
Source: RefSeq, a predicted model, not a curated record
AUGCCUGAGAGGGAGCUGUGGCCACCGGGGCCUGGCUUGGAACCCGUGACCCGAAUCGGCAGCUGUGACAGCAUGAUGAGCACCACUUCCACCCGCUCGGGAUCUAGUGACAGCAGCUACGACUUCCUGUCUGCUGAAGAGAAGGAGUGUCUGCUCUUCCUGGAGGAGACCAUUGGCUCACUGGACACAGAGGCUGACAGUGGACUGUCCACAGACGAGUCUGAGCCGGCCACAGCUCCCCAAGCUGCCUGGGCGCAGCCCCUAACCCAGCCUGCUCCCCAGGCACAUCCAGAGGAAACAAUCUUUCCGCAAGCACCAGAGCCAAGGAGAGACACUCAGUCCAGCUCAUCCCAUACCUCUGAGCCCCAAGGCCUGGGCUUCAGGUCUGGCUCCCAAAGCCUCCCGAGAAAUAUCCACAUUGGCAGAAACCAGAAGCCCAGGAAAAGCACCGCCCAGGCUAACAGCCACAUCCCUGGAGAAUCUGAGGAGCUUGUACCAGAGCCUGCAAGCAAGGGGGCCAGCCAGAGCAGUAAGACCGUCCUGGCACCCAGCAGACCCUGGGAGGCUGCGCUUGAGUUGGACGUGGUGCUCAUCCCCCCACCAGAGGCCUUCCGGGACACCCAGCCAGAGCGGUGUGGAGAAGACAUCCUGCCCAAGGGGCCAGGGCAACUGAGAAGCACACCCCAGCUCCACACAUCCUUCAGUCCCCAGAAGAGACAGGAGGCUUCUUCAGAGGCCAUGUCCCAAAAAGCCAAUGAGAAAGUCUCAGUGGGUGGCCCAGGACAAACCCAGCCUCCUCUUGCCUUGUCAUCUCAGAAUGCUAGAGCUGAAGAUCCUCCCCUCCCGUCCAGUGGGGAUCCAAGUGCCUGUCUGGCACCCCUCACAGCACCUAAGCCUCGGAAGCUGCCACCUAAUAUUUUUCUGAAGAGCAGCCGAAGCAGUUUCCACAGUAAUCCCCAGAACUGGCUGUCCCGCCACUCUGAGGCAGCCCCUAGAGAUUCUGGCCUGGUCUCCUCUUCACUACAGCAGCAGAGGAAAGCACGCAGAGAAGCACUGGAGAAGCUGGGGCUACCCCAGGACCAAGACAAGCCCAGCCUCCGCUUAAGUAAGCCCACCAGCUCCCUCAGACUCAAGGAGCCUCCUGCCCAGGCCACUUCCCUGGCUCCAGCUCCAGCUCAGGGACCAGUGAAGGCUCCAGCUCCAGCUCCAGCUCCAGCUCCAGCUCCUGCUCAGGGGUCCUCUCCAGGGAAGGUUUUGAUUCCUGCUCUGGGCCCGUCUCCAGGGAAGGCUCCAGCUGCCAAAUCCAUGCCAAUUCCCAUCCCUAAGGCCUCGAGUGCAAGCAGUUCCCUGACUCAGCCAAAGCCUGACUCAGGGCUGACCCUCCAGGAGAGCAAAUUUCCUGGCCUGAGACAGAUGAACUUCAAGUCCAAAACUCUGGAGCGUUCAGGUGUAGGGCUGAGCAGCUACCUCUCAGCUGAGAAAGACUCCAACCCCAAAACCAGCUCAUCUCUGGAAAAGGGCUCCUUCUUGGACAAGACCUCACCUAGCGUCUUGCGUAAUUCCCGGCCACGCCCCGCCUCAUUGGGCACAAGGAAGGAUUUUGCUGGUAUCCAGGUGGGCAAGCUGGCUGACCUGGAACAGGAGCAGAACUCCAAGCGCUUCUCCUACUCAGGACAGAGCCGUGACAAGCUGCCUCGACCCCCCUGUGUCAGUGUCAAGAUCCCCCCAAAGGGCGUCCCUGAUGAACACAGAAGGGAGGCUCUGAAGAAGCUGGGACUGCUGAAGGAGUAG